This is a messenger RNA of Lycium ferocissimum, 1611 nucleotides long. Its product is annotated as E3 ubiquitin-protein ligase ATL4. Bases 129 to 1208 code for a protein of 359 amino acids. The record is from RefSeq and is a predicted model, not a curated record. Lineage: Eukaryota; Viridiplantae; Streptophyta; Magnoliopsida; Solanales; Solanaceae. The transcript has a single exon.
AAACACAACACAAGACACAACAUACCUUCUUUUUCUUUCAUCGGUUUCCUCAUAAAACCCCUUCCACUCUCUUGCUCAUCACCUUAUCUAUUAAUUCCACCUCCAUUUCCUCCUCAAACCUAUACAAAAUGUCCGGCUAUUUUCCUCAGCCUCCACCACUCCCAAUGCCCUUCACCGCCACUGUCAACGGCGGAGCUACUCCCAUCACCGCCAUUCCUCAACCUGUUGAUAACACUGCCAUUAUCAAUGAUAAUCCUCCUCCAUCUCCAUCUCCAUCUUCAUCUUCUUCCUUCAUUAUAGUUAUCAUCGUUAUUGCUUCUGCUAUUAUCGUUUCCGCUACUAUAUACCUCAUCCUUCGCCUCCUCUCACGGCGGUUCCACCGCUCUUUCCGUACAUACGCCGCCGCUGACGACGUCGUAUCACAUUCCGCUGCUGCUACGGCUGUUAACGGAAACCGUUGCUUAGAGAACCAAAGGAGUAUCGAAGAUGAGAAGUUGCUUGAUUCGUUACCGCUUUUUAAGUUCGGUUCAGUUACUGGUAACUUAACUGGUGUUGACUGUGCCGUUUGCUUAUCAAAAUUCGAACCGGACGAUCAGUUGAGACUACUUCCGUUAUGUUGUCACGCGUUUCAUAGCAGUUGUAUAGACGCGUGGCUUGUAACGAACCAGACUUGUCCGCUUUGCAGGUCUACUGUAUACCCUACAGACGAAGACGUGUUAAGUAAAGUAUUAGCUUCAGAAAAUAAUGAGCUACAGCGUAAUGGUAGUUUUCGUAUUGAAAUCGGUAGUAUAAGUCACCGACGUGGCGGUGGUUCAGAUUCCGUCAGUAAUCAGAGAUCAUAUUCUGUGGGCUCAUUUGAUUACAUUGUGGAUGACGGUUACGAAGUUUCAGUUAACUCUAUUCAUCGGAGAGGUGUUUCUGAAUGUUCUGAUAAGGAAUCAUCGAUUGGUGUUGCUGUACCGGCGCCACCUGGUGAGAGUAUAGCUUCUGAUAUUUCUGGUGGUGGUGGACGGAGUUGGCUAAGGGAUUAUGUUGAUAGAAUUGGUUCGUUUUCUCUAUCGUCUCGAUCAACGUCGUUUCGAAGCUCUGGUAGGUUUUUCAACGGAAGUGGCCGACGGAGCGAUACUGUUGUUCCUAUUGAUGAUUUGGAAGCUGGUCGGAUUGGGGAAGAGAUUAGUGAAUUGUUUCGAUGGCUUUCAGGGGUAUGAAUUUGUAUAUUCAUUAGAAAUACAGGGGCAAAAGCGUCUUUAAAUAUACUUGCUAUUUCCACUCUCAUAUCCAUUAUUUUUGUGAGUGCAUUUUUGCAACUCUGGAAAAAAAAAAUAGGACCAAUUGGAGUGUACAUAAUAGGAACAAUUUAAAUCUUUUUUUACUUUUCUUUUUCAUUUUCCUUUUUUAUCUUAGGUAAAGCUUGUCGAAGAAUGGUAAUGAUUCUAUUUCUUUACAGUUGACGAGGAUUUCAAAAAAAAUCACGAGUCAAGAUAGCACUAUUUUUGGAGUGAUUGUUGGGAUUGAAUAGUUAGUGGUGAGUUGGUUGGGGGUUCAAAUUUAAUAUGUAAAAUCAUAUCCGAAACUAGUGUUCUCAUUAAUAUUUCAACUUGCUUGGAACUU